Microthlaspi erraticum is the source of this 279-nucleotide messenger RNA. NCBI's taxonomy places the organism in Eukaryota, Viridiplantae, Streptophyta, Magnoliopsida, Brassicales, Brassicaceae. The record is from the annotation of a GenBank genome assembly.
AUGUAUGCCAGCGAUUUCGCCGUGGCUAAGACAGGCGUCUACUGGGACAUAGAGGAUUGCCCAAUCCCUGAGAAUCUAUCUCCUAAAAUGAUUUACAAGAAUAUCAAAGCAGCCCUUGCUGAUAUGGGUUACAAGAAUAUAUAUAGAAAUUUUCUGGUUCAUGGAAUCCAUGAAAGGCUUCUCGGUACGACCUAUAAGCCACCUAAGAGAUGGAGCUCACUAGAGGUACCCUUCGGUCCCAAUGUGAGGAGUAGCUACUGGUGCAAAGUUCGACAAUAA